This is a messenger RNA of Ornithorhynchus anatinus (platypus), 7527 nucleotides long. RefSeq names its product leucine rich repeat containing 8 VRAC subunit B (gene LRRC8B). The transcript has 5 exons. Gene Ontology annotation, molecular function: protein binding. Bases 233 to 2638 code for a protein of 801 amino acids. The record is from RefSeq and is a predicted model, not a curated record. NCBI's taxonomy places the organism in Eukaryota, Metazoa, Chordata, Mammalia, Monotremata, Ornithorhynchidae.
GAAUUCUUCAAGCAAAAAUUGUAAUUUAUAGAGCUUCCAAGUGACUGGGAUUCAGAGGGCCAUGCUGCUUCUCAAUGCCUUACCCCAACCCAAGCCCAAUUGCUGAAGAAUGAAGACCAGUGCAGAGAUGGUGUUUCUAAGGACGUACAAAAGGUGUAGGCCUCCUGAUUGAGAUGUUCUUCUGUCUUAUUCAUUUGGCCAGGACAGUGCUGCUGCCAUCGGAGCUUAAGUCAUGAUUACACUAACAGAACUGAAGUACUUAGCCGACGCCCAGUCCUCCUACCAAAUACUAAAACCAUGGUGGGACGUCUUCUGGUACUACAUCACCCUGAUCAUGUUACUGGUGGCCGUGCUGGCCGGGGCCCUCCAGCUGACGCAAAGCAGAGUCCUCUGCUGUCUUCCUUGUAAAGUGGAAUUCGAUAAUCACUGCGCAGUGCCUUGGGAUCUGAUCCAAGCGGGCUCGAACGCGUCCACCGUUCCGGCGAUCGCACGACCCCUCCGGAUCCAGACCGACCUGCACCGCCAGCAGUAUUCCUACAUCGACGCCGUCUGCUACGAGAAACAGCUCCAUUGGUUCGCCAAGUUCUUCCCGUACCUCGUGCUCCUGCACACGCUCAUCUUCGCCGCCUGCAGUAACUUUUGGCUCCACUACCCCAGCACCAGCUCCAGGCUGGAGCACUUCGUCGCCAUCCUGCACAAGUGCUUCGACUCUCCGUGGACCACCCGGGCCCUGUCGGAGACGGUGGCGGAGCAGUCCGGGAGACCCCCGGCGUUCGCCAAGUCCAAGGUCUUGCUCUCGUCCUCGGGGAGUUCGGCGGACACCGAGACCGGCAAACAGUCGGUCUCCUACGGCCAGACGGGCCUGGAGCCGUCGGGCCUCGAGGGCCCGACCUCCAGCGUCUUGGACAAAAAGGAAGGGGAACAGGCCAAGGCCAUAUUCGAAAAGGUGAAGAGAUUCAGGACGCACGUGGAGCAGAAGGACAUCAUCUACCGUGUGUACAUGAAGCAGAUCGUGGUCAAAGUCAUUCUGUUCAUCCUGAUCAUCACGUACGUGCCCUAUUUCCUCACCUACAUCACCCUGGAGAUCGACUGUGCGGUCGACGUCCAGGCCUUUACCGGGUACAAGCGUUACCAGUGCGUCUAUUCCUUAGCGGAGAUCUUCAAGGUCCUAGCCUCGUUCUACGUCAUCUUGGUCAUCCUCUACGGCCUCACCUCGUCUUACAGUUUGUGGUGGAUGUUGAGGAGCUCCCUGAAGCAGUAUUCCUUCGAGGCACUGCGAGAAAAAAGCAAUUACAGCGACAUCCCCGACGUCAAGAACGACUUCGCCUUCAUCCUUCACCUCGCGGACCAGUACGACCCCCUUUACUCCAAACGCUUCUCCAUAUUCCUGUCAGAGGUGAGCGAGAACAAGCUCAAGCAGAUCAAUCUCAACAACGAAUGGACGGUGGAGAAGCUGAAGAGCAGGCUGGUGAAGAACGCCCAGGACAAGACGGAAUUACACCUUUUUAUGCUAAGCGGCCUUCCGGACAACGUCUUCGAGCUGAGCGAAAUAGACGUGCUUAGCCUGGAACUGAUUCCCGAGGUCAAGCUGCCCGCCACCGUGUCGCAACUGGUCAAUCUCAAAGAGUUGCACCUCUACCAUUCCUCGCUGGUGGUGGACCACCCUGCCCUGGACUUCCUGGAGGAAAAUUUGAAAAUCCUGCGCCUGAAAUUUACCGACCUGGCCAAAAUCCCCCGGUGGGUGUUUCACCUGAGGAAUCUCAGGGAGCUGUAUUUGUCCGGCUGUCUCCUCCCCGAGAACCUGAGCUCUCUGCAAAGCGACGGGUUUCAGGAGCUAAAGAACCUCAGGACGCUGUACUUGAAGAGCUGUCUCUCCCGGAUCCCUCAGGCUGUCACGGACCUGCUGCCUUCUCUGCAGAAGCUGUCUCUUGAUAACGAGGGGAACAAACUGGUCGUUCUGAACAACCUGAAAAAGUUGAUGAACCUGAAGAGCCUGGAACUGAUCAACUGUGACCUGGAGCGGAUUCCUCACUCCAUUUUCAGCCUGAACAAUUUGCAUGAAAUAGACCUAAAGGAAAACAACCUCAAAACGGUAGAGGAGAUCAUUAGCUUUCAGCAUCUGCAGCACCUCUCUUGCUUGAAGCUGUGGCACAACAACAUCGCCUAUAUUCCCGCCCAGGUCGGCGCCCUCUCCAACCUGGAACAGCUCUUCCUAAGCCAUAACAAUAUCGAGAAUUUGCCCUUGCAGCUUUUCUUGUGCACCAAGCUCUAUCAUUUGGAUCUCAGCUCGAAUAACCUAACCUUUAUUCCGGAGGAAAUCCAAUAUUUGAGUAACCUCCAGUACUUUGCUGUGACAAACAACAAUAUUGAGAUGCUACCCGAUGGAUUAUUUCAGUGCAAGAAGCUGCAGUAUUUACUUCUGGGAAAGAACAGUUUGAUGAGCUUAUCUCCUCGCGUGGGUGAACUGUUGAAUCUUGUCCAGCUGGAGCUCAUUGGAAACCACCUAGAAACACUCCCAGCCGAGCUAGAAGGAUGUCAGGCUCUGAAGCGCAGCUGUCUGACCGUAGAAGAGAACUUGCUGAAUACACUUCCUCCCCCCGUGACGGAACGUUUACAGACGUGCUUAGAUAAAUGUUGAUGAAGGGAAGACACGAUCUCAAAAUCCCUUGAAAGGCUUGGAUUGAAAAGUAAAAAGCUGUUGUCUAAACUGAAAAGGGUGGGAGGAGAGGAAAGAAGAGUAUCUUGGGUCUCAAGUCUAGUCAGGUGCAUUGACCUGCUCUUGUUCUUGUUAGGGACUCCAUGCGCAGUUUGCACCGAAAUCAUGGGAGGUAAGGCACGCUGUAGAGGUGUUUGGUGAGUAAAUGAUCCUGUGGUGACUGAGGUGUUUCAGUGCAGAGGUGUGGGGAUGGAAGGAUCAUGGCUGUUCAGAGGCCAGGGGAAAUUGGGCUGUUUUUCUCCCAUCGUUCCAAAUCUGAGAAAUGUUUUCAAUGACUUUGAUUUGGCAUCUGAGGCCUAGAUCAAUGAGAUAGGUUCUUGAAAUAUGCACUCUACUGACUUUAAGUAACAGGCUUAACUGCCUCGAUGCAUUGUGUGGGGAGGGGGGCUUUUUAAACUGCUAACUUAUCUCCCAGCUUAGCUAUGUCUUCCUCAUUCUGCUGUUCUCAAGAUGUACAGAAUGAGCCCUGAGAGUUCUCCUGCCCCAAGCUGUCGAGAACCGAAGUGGUCCUGAGAAUAUGCAGUUGGGCCAGGGUGAUUCUCUACGUCAAGGCCCUUAUUUCGUUUCCCUCGGUUUUCUAUUCAAAAAGUAAUAAAGAAAAAAAAUUACCUAGCUCUUUCCAUUGAGGGAUCUUGACCUGUAAGUCCAGAAGUCAAUUUUGCGAUCUACUAAGAAUCAAAGAACUUUUAACAGCAAGUGCUUAGAACUGCUGUAAAUUGUGAAUCUGAUGUUUGUAAUAUGUUCAGUUUUGAAACAUUACCAUCCUGUAACAGAUCACCACCAUCUGCCACUUUAGCAAAAGAGAUGGUUCUCUUUCGUCUGGUUCUUUGGGGGAUCGCCGGCAUAGCUCGGAAGAGGGCAACUUCUCCUACAGUCCUCCGCAGGGGAGAGGAGGUGGGUGAUUGCCACGUCUGCCUCUUCCCCGGGGUGGUUACUGUGCAGGUACGAAUCCAUAUCGAUUUGCAAAAACUGCUGAUUUGUUUUUAAUUUAAGAAAAGCAAUUGUCAAAUAUUUGUAAAUGCUUCAGCAGAAUCCCGAAAUCUUUUCUCUUUCCCCAUAUACUAGUUACUAGGCAAAUGACUUUGCCCCAACUCCAUAUUUAUUCAUGAAGAAUGUUCAAAGUUUGCAAAAGGAAUAUGUACAUUUUCACACAUAAAUUUGUUUUAUAUCUACUUUGUGUAGUUCUUCAGGAAUUCAUUUGCUUCUCUUUUAAAGGUCUGUAUGUUUUACCUAUUGUGUGUCCAUUGUAAAUUUAAUAAAAUGGCUGGCAAACUUUCAGGGAAUGUACAUUUUUUUUUCUCUCUCUUAAGAUUGUCGAGGUGUUAACUGCCUCAUUCUGGACCUAAAAUGUAAAUUAACAUAUAACAAGCAAAAAAAACCACCUGAAAAACAUUUUGGGUAAAGAGCACUGUAAAUAUGGACUUUGUGUUUAUACGUUGAAAUAUUUUUCGUAACUUUCUGUCCAUAUCUGAUAAAAACCAGUCGCUGUUAAAUUGGGGAAAGAUGUGGUUUAUCUUAAUUUUAUUUUUCUCCGUGACUGAGGUGCUGAUAGUAAAAGUAACAUACCCCAUGCAUGUUAAGCUAGGUUUUUACACUUCAUGAUAGAAAUGUGAAUGGUCUCCAGGAAAUAAUCAACAAGGUGUGUCCUCUUCCACCAUGUUAAUGUUCCGAGGAGGAAAAAGCCUCAUCCCUUAGCCAAAUUCACCUAUAGUCCAGGACUUUUAACUUCUCAGGGAGCAACUUUCAUUGAUGGGGACUUCAGGUGGCAAACCUACCUAGGUUUUCUACACUUUCAAAGGAAUGAGGUUUUUAAUGAGCUGAUGAUCAUAUUUAACUUGUUAUGCAAUAGGAUCUUUUUUCAUAUCUAAGAGCACGAAUAUAUGAAUAAAAUACUCGGGUAUAAGUCUCAGUAAAUAAAUCCCCCCCUCUUGCAUAUUUUCUGGCCAUCUAUCCAGCCAGGGUACUUCUUACAACCCCAUAAACAGAAAACAGGAAGUAAAGAAAUGAAGAUUGAGUUAUGACUCAGCUGAAAAGAAAAAAAGAAAAAUGAACAGUCCUGGCUGAGGAGCUAAAUGGCCAAGAUGGUGUUUGGUACUGCAGAGUUCCUUGGUGGGGUUUCCGAAGUCUCUUACAUUUUAGGGCAGGACUCUGUCUUUGGCAUUACCAAGACAGGAGAGGGCAUUCUAAUCUUUGUGGGCAUUGGGGGGAGCAAAGAGGAAGAAAUGAUCAAGUCAGAGCAGAAGCCGUGUGAACCAUGAGUUUGCCUGUAACCUUGGUACUUUCCCCGAGUCACUAAAUUUCUGGGUGGCUUUUUGUCAUUUGAUUAGCAUGGGUGACUUGAACUGGGCUUAUACACAAAAUGUCAGGAGAAAUCCAUUUUUAAAACUUUUUUUUUAAUGAAACUUUUGUUAUAUAAGGGUGUUUAUCUUUUAAGAGACUUAAACAGGGCAGUUUCAGACACAUUGUAAGACAACAAGCUAGGUAGUGAAUUUUCAAGAGAGACGGGGAUUUUUGUAAAGGAGACCCUGCUUCUAGGGCCUGGUUUAUUACUUCAGAGUUCGGUACAACUCCUUUAGGGUCCCUACCUCCACCACCAUUUUUUUCUGUCAUUGUAAUGGACUAAGAGAAAGUGUUAUGCCUAAACGCCAUCUUAUUGAUGACCAAAUUAAAUAUUCACUCACUUCACCCUCUGCAUAACCUGAGCCUAAAUGUUUGUUUUUUUAAAAUAAAAAAAGGACGAAGUAACAACCCUUACCUCUAAAUUCCACCCCAUGAAUGCUGGCGUCCAUCCAUCAGUCAUAUUUAUUGAGCCCUUACUGUGUGCAAAGCACUGUACUAAGUGCUUAGCACUGUACAUCCAGGUAAAAGGAUUAGAGAUCGAUUCCUCUUCUUACCUUAAGUAUAUCAGUCAGUGUGUUUUGUGAUAUUGCCCAACACCAGACAUAAUAUCUGCAUUCUUUAGUCUCAAUUUUUCCUUUUGAUUUUCUGGAAGCUAACAUCUUGUGUGGCCACUAAAACACACUUCAGAUUCAGUACUGAAUGAAACUGGGCAAAGAGAGGAAUUCAGAGGGACUCUAAAUCUCAUAUCAGUUCUAGCAUCCUGUGGUAAGGCCGUGAUUUGUUCGCAUAAUAUCAUCGCUCGAAAGUGAGUCUUUGUUGUUGCUACUUUAAUGUUUUGAUUUAUGCUUUUUAUUACAACAUUGCAUAUUUUGUGAUUGCAGAAUCACCCAACAUUUGAAUAGUUUAAGCAAACUUGAUUGUGUCACUACUUUGAUUUCCUACCACUGCUUUUCUAUUUCUCCUGGCAAAUUUGUGCUUUGUUUUUGUGUGUUGUAUCCAGAGGUCUAUGGGUUUGCAAACCUGAAGGACCUGGAACCCCACCUUGGGAUUUUCAUACCUUUUUGUUCUUCAUACCAAAGAACAUCUUCCCCCCGCCUAUGUCCUUAGUUGUUGUAAUCCAUAUUUCCCACUGGAGUCAUCCAGAGGACCAACAAACCUUCUGGGUUUGUUCUACCCUGUCAAGCACACAGUAAGCGCUCAAUAAACACCACCAAUCUCAUGUGCCAGUUUAAAUUUUAAGAAACCGUGACUGUGCAAUCUAAGUGAACUGAGGGAGCCGGCAAGUGUAAUAGAAUUACAGUGUGCUUUUUUUCUAUUUACAUGGAAAAGACAGAAGCUGCUAAAAGAGGUACAUUCAAAUUUGGCUUCUGCCUGGCUUAUCUUCUAGACUGUAAGCUUGUUGUGGGCAAGAGAAUGUGUCUACCAACUCUGUUGGGUUGUACUCUCCCAAGUGCUAAAUACAGUGCUCUGCACACAGUUCAAGGUUCAGUAAAUACCAGUGAUUGACUGAUUAUUCAUCAUAAAUGUUGUCAAUAGGAUCAGCAUAGUAAAGAAUAAUCAAUUCAAUUUCCAAAAUCAUUUAUUUUCAUUAAGGUCUCCUAACCACUUUCUGAAGGAUUAACAUAGUGUAUAUGCAUAUAUAUAUAUAUAUGUGGAUGUAUAUAUAUAUAUAUAUAUAUUCCCAGCUUUAAAAAUGGCUUCUAUUGGUAUUCAAGUAUACAUUUAUUAUGGGCAUGCAAAGAGUCUCAUAAUUUAUUCCAUAUUUGAGUUCCUGUAUUUUGUUUUUACAGUAUACAGUACGAGAAUUAUAGUGUGAUAUGCAAGUUACUCCAGUAGAGUGGUGAGAACUGAUUUUUGCUGCAUGUUAAGUGUUUAUUUUGGGUCUUUACACUACAAAUGGAGAAGAGUUGAAGUUGUGUAUUGUGUACAAGCAAAACAUAUAUAAGAUAAUCUCAGCAUUAAAGACCCCUCUAAAAUAAACUUUUCUGAGUAAAGAAUUCAAAUUUGUGAGUCAGUUUUUAGAAAUCUGCUAAAAAAAUUCUUCCACUCCCUUUCCAAGUGUGUAUUUUAUAAAUGCUUUUGAUUUUCACCCAGUUGUUUUUAUGUCACAUCUUGAGGGUGGAUCAUUUGUUGAUGUCUUCUAGACUGUAAGCUCAUUAUGAACAGGGAACGUGUCUGCUAAUUCUGUUGUGUUGUACUUCCCCAAAUGCUUAGUACAGUGCUUUGCACAUAUUAAGCACACAGUAAAUAUCUGAUUUAUUGGUAUGUGAAUGAUUAGGAAUUCAAGGUUUCAUACUGUGAUAAUAUGUUGAACUCCAAGUCUCCAUAAAAUGUCCUUGGGGGGAAAUCCCUUUGCUUGAAACUUUAUGAUGUGUUGACAAACUCCAAACUGGUUUUCAAAGUUUGUUUUGGCAGAUUAAAAAUGCAACAUUUAUAUGAAGGCAAAAUAAACUUACUAAAUGUAGGUGGAA